CUCCCCUCUCCCCUCUCCCCCUUUGCCCCUCCAUUCCCCUUCCUCUUCCCUCUCCCCCUUUGCCCCUCCAUUCCCCUUCCUCUUCCUACCCUAUUUUCCAGGCACCAAGUUUCUUCCCUUGUCGAAUCAGCUCAUUUCUCCUAUCAAUGGCGGCUCAAGGAGAUGAGCGUUUGGUCCAGAAGAGCUAUUGGAUCGAGCAUUGUGCGGACCUCACCGUCGAGGCCAUGAUGCUCGACUCCAAGGCCGCGGAUCUCGACAAAGAGGAGCGACCCGAGGUGCUUUCUAUGCUCCCGGAUCAUGAGGGAAAAUCAGUUUUAGAACUUGGAGCAGGCAUAGGUCGCUUUACUGGCGAAUUAGCUAAGAAAGCCGGUCAGCUUGUGGCUCUUGAUUUUAUUGACAGUGCGAUCAGGAAGAAUGAAGCCAUAAACGGGCAUCAUAAGAAUGCAAAGUUUCUAUGUGCCGAUGUGACAUCGCCAGACCUGCCUAUUGCAGAGGAGUCGAUGGACUUGAUAUUUUCUAAUUGGUUGCUUAUGUAUCUUUCAGAUGAAGAGGUUGAGAGUCUGGCGCAUAGGAUGGUCAGAUGGUUGAAGGUUGGCGGAUAUAUUUUCUUCAGAGAAUCCUGCUUCCAUCAAUCUGGGGACUCCAAGAGGAAGUAUAAUCCAACGCAUUACCGGGAGCCCAGAUUCUACACAAAGGUUUUUAAAGAAUGUCAAUUGACUGAUGCAUCGGGAAAUUCCUACGAGCUCUCCCUUAUUGGCUGCAGAUGUAUUGGAGCUUAUGUCCGGAGCAAGAAGAAUCAGAAUCAGAUUUGCUGGAUAUGGCAUAAGAUCAAGUCGGAAGAUGAUAAAGGGUUCCAGCGGUUCUUGGACAAUGUUCAGUAUAAAUCUAACGGCAUACUGCGUUAUGAGCGUGUCUUUGGCCCAGGCUUUGUGAGCACGGGAGGGAUUGAGACUACCAAAGAGUUUGUGGAGAAGCUGGAGCUAAAGCCUGGCCAGAAAGUUUUAGAUGUCGGCUGUGGCAUCGGAGGAGGAGACUUCUACAUGUCUGAGAAGUACGAGGUUGAGGUUCUUGGCAUCGAUCUCUCAGUGAAUAUGAUUUCUUUUGCUCUCGAGCGUGCUGUUGGGCUCAAAUGCACUGUUGAAUUUGAAGUCGCUGAUUGCACCACCAAAGAAUAUCCCGAGAACUCAUUUGACGUGAUCUACAGCCGGGACACUAUCUUGCACAUUCAAGACAAACCUGCAUUGUUCAGGUCGUUUUUCAAGUGGUUGAAGCCUGGAGGUAAAGUUCUUAUCAGUGAUUACUGCAGAAGUCCUGGAACCCCUUCACCUGAUUUUGCAGCUUAUAUCAAGCAACGGGGAUAUGAUCUCCACGAUGUGGAGGCUUAUGGUCAGAUGCUCAGGGAUGCUGGGUUCAAUGAAGUCAUUGCAGAGGAUCAAACUGAUCAGUUUAUGAAAGUUUUGACAAGGGAACUGGAUGCUGUUGAGAAAGAAAAGGAAGCAUUCAUCAGUGACUUCUCUCAGCAAGACUAUGACGACAUCGUCAACGGGUGGAAAGCAAAGCUGGUCAGGAGCUCAUCGGGCGAGCAGAGGUGGGGCCUCUUUAUUGCCAAGAAGAACUGAGGACCGGACAGCCGGGGGUCCUAAUGGAUAUGCCAUUUAAUGGGUUGUGGGGUGUUAAUCACCACCAGAUCUCGUUUGAAGCUGGUGGAUAUGAUGUUUGCUCUGUUAGUUGGUCUCAUUUCUGAUUUCCAAUAAAGAAACUCCCUUCGGUAUGGGACUCAGAUCCGACUUUUGUUUAUGAAAAGAGUUCGAUUAUGGAAGCUUUUUUCUUCUGUUCUCUGGUUA
This is a messenger RNA of Punica granatum (pomegranate), 1844 nucleotides long. The record is from RefSeq and is a predicted model, not a curated record. Lineage: Eukaryota; Viridiplantae; Streptophyta; Magnoliopsida; Myrtales; Lythraceae.